UCAUGAUGCUGGGACUGGGUGAGCCAUACGAAAGUGAUGAGUUGUGGGGGUGACAAUAGCGAAUUGCAUGCUUUCCGCCACGGUGAAAGUCGCCUAUAGCAGUCCCAGACUGCAACUGUUGGGACUAGCAAGUGUGAGGCACCUGUGUACGGUUGAAGGCAUGGCGAUGGAUUCGCAGCGUGGUGUUAAGAUGUCUAUCAGGAGCAUUUUAGGGUUCGACUAUAGCAGCUGUCGAUAAUGGACGUGGCUCGGAGGAAGCCGUUACAGCAGCCAGCCAUGGGGAAGGACCCUCCGCCUCCGCCGCACGCCACUGCGCCGCAGUCCGAGCUCCCAUCCCUCCCCCCUCCCCCGCACGCGUGGGCCCGAACCAAGUCAUUCCAGCAGCAGCAGGACUCGUCGGGGAGCGGUGGCAGCGGCGAGGGGGGCCGAGGCUUUAAGUCAUGGUACAACACCAAGGGCGGCCUGCCGUUGCAGGUCGGCUCGGCGGACGAGGAAGCGGACAAGACGACGGGGGGGCGGGUUGGGAGUGGCAGUGAGAAGAGAGCAGCGCAGAGCCAGCAGGGCCAGCAGGCGCAGCAGGGGCAGCAGAGCCAGCAAUCGGAGGCUUUGAAGACGCAUUUACCAACCUCCAUGCAGCCGCACCCGCCGGCGCAGUCGCGCCCGCAGAGCCUGUUCCGCAAGCCGCCUCCGCUCCUGGUACCCGCGGGUGGGGAAACCAAGCCGGGGGGGAGCAGCGGCAGCGGCGGGGGGGCGGGGGGGGACGCGCGAGUGAGCGGAGCGGGGCAGGCGCCGGCGGGGAGCGAGUCUCGCAUGAAAGGAGUGGCGUCUGUGUUCAAGAAAGGUAUGUGGAAGUUCGGGGGACUGCGACGGGAGAAAGAUAGCACCGCCACUAGCAGUGCCGCCACCAGCAGUAGCAGCAGCAGCAAGGCGGCGGCGGAAGCACCGGCGGCAAGCCCGAAGCACUUCUACUCGGGCCCCUUCCCCUUCCCCGCGGACCGGCGCAAGACCACAGAGGCGCGGAGGUCGCAGCUGCGGCAGGGGUUAGCGCCGCUUCAAGGACUCGGAUCGCCGCCGUCUUCAUCUCUCGCGGCGUCGGUAACGUCGGACACUCACAGCACGGAGAGCGACGGUGUUACCAGCGGGUUGAAUUCGCACGCGGGGGCGGCGAACGAGGUGAUGUCGCCGCUGCCGCCGCACGUAAAGUCGCCGCUGGUAGGGGACAAGGCGAAGAAGAAAGGGUUCUUAGACUGGGACUUGCUUUCUCCCACCACUGGCGGGCUGCUCGGCAGUAAGCGCUUCGCCCGUGAUUCCCGCGGCGCAAAGGCAACCCCGUCGGCGCAGCUGCAGCAGCAGCAGGGUGCGGCAGUGGCGGCGGCGGCGCGAUUGAGUAGCAGUGCCAGCGGCCGGCACGGAGAAUCGCUGGGGGCGCAAGCGCGGGCGGUUAGCAGCGGUGCUGUUAGCGGGCCGAUAACGCCCGCGAUGAUGGCGGGACGGCUGGGCAACAAGGGCGCAGGCAACGCGCCUGCUGACGACAAGUCCCUCGAUAUCAGCUUCCUGCGCCUGCGCCAGGUGGAGUCGCGCUUAUCCGCGCACUUCCCCACCACUCCGCCGUCCGCGUCAGCCGCGGAAAAGCACCCCCUCCCCUCCCCCACUCCCCCGCCCGCGGGGCGCGGAGACACCCCCCAGCGUCCGCAGACGCCGGAAGAUCCCGGUGGGCCGGAUUCCGCGCGCAAUCGAAUCCGAGUGAAGGGCUCCAGCAUGAAGGCGGAGGACGACUCGCCCUCGUUACAGUCACGCGCGGCGGGCGCUGCCGCUGCGGAUUUCGGCGAGUGUGGGGGCGCAACUGGGGGCAGCGCGCGCGGAGGCGGAGUAUUGGGGGAGGGCGGGGAGAAGUCCGGGCGCGGAGGCGGGGCUGGUUCCGCAGCGGGAGCGGGAGACACGAUGAUCGAGGUGGAAGUGGAGGAAAUAGGCGAGGGAGGGGAGAUUAAGACUAAGACCAUCCCGGCGCGGCUGUUAGAGGCGACGGUGGUGCGGCAGGGCGCGUCGGGAAGAACGGUAUCGGGUCGCAUUAUGUUGGAGACGGGCGAGGUGAUGGUGGUGCAGGUGGAGGAGGACGACGGGCCGCUCUCCCUCGCGCUGCAGGCCGCGCUGCCGCCUGCUUCUAAAGGGGAUAGGGACCGGGUGGGAGACAGAGACAGGGAUAGGGAUAGGGAUAGGGAUAGAGACAGGGAUAAGGAUAGGGAUAGGGAGAGGGAGCGGGAGCGGAGGGACAAGGGGAGCUUCCGUGGCGGGGACGGCGCGGAUAGACCGAGGUCCAGGAGCGGGCGGACAGGGGAGGCGGGCGCGGAAGGGGAGAUGCGUCCGCGCUCGCGGUCGAGAGGGGGGGAGUCCGCGCACGAGCACGCGCACCAUAAGCACGCGCAUGGGCAACACGGGGAGGACGACUCGCGCCCGCGGUCACGGUCUGGCAGAGGGGAGGGCGCGGAGGGGGAAGCGGGGGAGGCGCGAGCGCGGUCGCGGCAUAGCAAGGGGUCGGAGGGGCGGCGGUCGCGGAGCUUCCGCGUAGACGGCGCGGAGGAGGGGGAGAACGGGCGGCCUAGAUCUAGAAGCGGGCGGGGAGAGGAGUGGGCUGGGGAGGGGGAAGGGAAAGCAAGGGGCAGAAGCAAGGAGGUAGCGGAGGGGGGGGAAGGCGCUAUAGAACCAGCGGGCCAAGGUUUAGGAGGGGGAGAAGGGGCAGCAGCAGCGUUGGCGGGCACCCCUACGCCACGUCAGCGGCGAUUGGGGCGCACGAGGUCGCGCGCACUGGAGGAUGCCGUGAAGGCCGCAUCUAGCACGGGCGCGGAAGCAGGCAGCACCACUCCGCGCGCCCUUAUCUCUGGCUCUUCCCCCGGCGCCCCCCUCUCCCCGCUUGACAUGGCGCAGCUGCGCUCAGACGACGCGGCGCUCACGCCAGGGGCGCGCGGAGGGGGUUCCGCCAGUGUCACUCCGCGCAGCAGGAUGACUGGCACUCCCACUAGGGGACCGGGGGCGGGGGAAGGCGCCGCUGGCGCGCUGGAGUCCCCCGGAGGCGCUGCAGCGAGCCCCGCGGGGGAGAGGCAGAGGCGCAUGCGGGAGAGGAGGCGGACGCGGUCGCGGUCGGGCAUGGAGGAGCUGCUGCAGGCGGUCGAGGGUGCGGGGGGGGCGGGGGAUGCGCGCACCCCUGUGAGCCCCUAUCGCGGGAAGUCUUUUGGGAGGAGCGAGGGUGGAGAGAGGAGGGAGAGGCGGAGGGAGAAGGGCAGGGAGGGGGUGUCCCCCCGGGAGAAGGGGGGCGCAGUAUCAGCGGGGGCGGAGGGUGAUUCGGGUACGGCGCAGGUCAGACACGCAACGCCGCCCCCUAGUCGGCCGGUGGGGGAGCGGAGCUACAGUAGAAGCAGGUCAAGGCGAGUUGCGGAGGAGGGAGGAAAGGCGGCAGGGGAGGAAGGUGGCGCGGGGGGGAAAGGUAAACCCGCCAGGUCGCCGAUAGGGGGGAGGGGAGGGAGGAGGAGGAGGAGCAUUUCCCGGGCAGGCGAGGAGUUCGGACCAAUCACGCCCCCGGCUGGCACACCCACUGCCGUCACUCCCACUGCCGUGACCCCUACUGGCGCGUCCCCCACUACAGUAGCGCUUGUGGGGUUUGCCCCCCCGUCCCCGCACGCAGGGGAAGGGGUGAGCGCAGAAAGCAGGGGCAGAGGCGGAGUGGAGGGCGCGGUAGCGGAUAUCUUUGAGGGGUUUCAGGUUGGUGCUAUGGUAGACAGAGUAGUGGAGCGGCUGCAGGAGCAGGGGGAGAAGCGCAGGGAGAAAGAGGGGCGGCGGGGCGGGAAGGAGGAGAGGGGGACGGUGCGGAAAGUGCGCAAGGACGAAUGGGCGCGGAUCAAGGAGCGGGAGAAGGGCGCGGGGAAGAGCGGACGGGCGGGGGAGAAAGGGGAGAGGGAGGAGAGGGGGAAGCGGGGCGAGGAGGAGGGGAUGGGGCUGGUGGAUGAAGGGGUGGGAAGGAGCCGGAUGGAUGAGGAGGCGGAGGGCAAGGCAGAGGUGGCUGGUGCGCUCGGGACGCAGGGAGACAACUCGGAGGGAGGUAGGGAUGGAGAGGCAGGGCAUGAGGCGCGAGUGAGGGGUGCAGGAGGGGAAGGCACGGAGGCAGCAGAGGCAGGAGGCAAGGAGCAAGCAGAGAUGGGAGAGCAGGUGCAACAGCAGCAGCAGCUGGUGCUCAACUCAGCAGCACCCGGUGCUCCAGUCACCACAGCAGCAGCUGCCGUUGCUCCUCCUGCUGCUGCUACUGCCCCCCUUGCAGGCCCCCCUGCAACGGUGCCUGUGGUAUCGCUGGCGGGGGUGGGCGCAGUGGAUGAGGAGGAGCGCAAGGUGCUGCAACUCAAGGGGUUAGUGGCCCCCCCAGCCCUUUCUCUCUCCCCGCAUGCCACCUCCCCUGGCUCCGCCCGUCUCAUUUCCCCCACUGGAGCAACCUCACACACCACCUCCCCGCAUGUCACCUCCCCUGGUUCCGCCCGCCUCAUCUCCCCUACUUCUGCUAGCAUCGUCUCCCCCACUGCUGCUGCUGCUUCAGGUGCCGCUUCAGGUGCCGCUUCAGGUGCUGCGUCCCCCUCGAGCCAGCCAUCCCCAGGCUCUCUGCGUGCGGGGCUCUUCUCGUCUGCAGCAGGUGCCGCAGCGGCAGUGGGAGGGGGCGUGCUCAGAGUGCUCACUACCAGCAAGUGGCGCGGCGGCAGCGGUGGCAGCCCCGGCAGCAGCAGCACCACCACGACUGCAACAGCUCAGCAAGCAGACCCCACUACGGACCCUGAUGCCGCUAUCAGGGACCAGGCAGCCGCUGCUGCUGCUGCGUUUGCUGCCGCGGGCAGCAGCGGGCAGGGAAGCGGGCACCAGGGAGAGGGAGAGGCAGCAGCAACAGCAGCAGGGGGAGGCGGGGGCGCAGGAGAGGCGCGGACGGCCGUGGGGAAGUCGAUAGUGCAGAGCCGGCUGGCGCAGGCUCGGCGGUGCGUCACAGUGGGCGAGUUGGACGUGAGUAACCGGCUGGCAGCGCGCAAGAAAGGGCAGUGGGGGCGGUCGGGGCCGGGCAGCGGCAAGGAGAGGGAGGGCGAUGUGAUGAGCCCGUGGGACCGGCUUAAAGAUGCGCGCAAGCUGAUGCCACUGGGGAGCUUCCGGGAGAGGGACGCGGAGGGCGAGGAGGAGGGGGGCGGGCAUGCGGGGGCGAGGGUGCGGCUGGCGGAGCAGGGCAGGGCCGUAUCCGAUGGGGCCAUGCUGGUGGUGGCCGCACAGGCGGCUGCUGCUGUGCAUGGGGAUGGGCGUGGGGAUGCGGAUGGGGUUGCUGCUGCUGGUGGUGGGACCUCUACGGCAGGUGUGGGUGACGAUGCUGCUGCGGUUGUGGCCAUGGAGGUUGACUCAACAACUGCUGGCGAUGGGAGGAAGGGCGCGGAAGAGAGCAACGGCGUUGUGGGAGUAGGCGAGGGGGAGGGGGUGGUGGUGGGGAUGGUAGUGGAUGGGGGGGAGGAGAGAGGGGAGGCGAAGGCAGAGGAGGGAGUGAGGGGAGUAGGAGGUGUCGCAGGUGCGAGGGAUGUGGAGAUGAGAGAGGAGGGUGACAAGGGGGAGACAGAGGGGGGGGGAGAAACGGAUGGGCAGAGAGAAAGAGGGGGCUCAGACAGUAAAAGCGAGGAGGAGAGCAGGGAGCGAGCUAGGUUGGAGGAGGAGAGAAGAGAGGAGGAAGUUAGGAUGCAAGCGAGGGUUGAAGCAGAGAGACUAGAAAGAGAGAGACUUCAAAGAGAGAGAGAAGAAAGAGAGAGACUAGAAUUGUUGAAGGAGGAGGAUGCACGAAGGGAGAGAGAGAGGGUUGAAGAAGAGCGAAGGGUCCAAGAGGAGCAAAGAAUAGAAAGGGAGAGAGAGGAGGAGGAGAGAAGGGAAAGGGAGAGACAGGAAGAACGGAGAAGGUUGGUGGAGAGGGAGGAGGAGGAGCGAAGGGUAAAGGAGAGGGAGGAGGAGGAGCGAAGGGUAAGGGAGAAAGAGGAGGAGGAAAGAAAGGAAAGGGAAAGGGAGGAGGAAGAGGAAGCGAGGAGGGAAAUGGAGAAAAAGGAGGCAGAGAGAAUGGAAAAGGAGAGAGAGGAGGAGGAGGAGAGAAUGAGAGACGAUAGAGAGGAAGGGGAGCGAUGGGAGGAGCAGCUCGAGGAGGAGGAGAGGCAGGUGGAAAGCGGGAGAGGAUUCGAGGAGGGGCGAGAGAAUGAGGCGAGCAGAGGUGGGGGGGUGCGGGCGAAGGAGAAGCGGCAGCAGGAGCAGCUGCUGCUGCAGUUCCUGGACGAGGAGUGCCGGCGCGAGGAGGGGUGGCGCGGCCGCACGGGGCGAGGGGGACCACAGGGGAGUAAUGCUGGGGAUGGCGACAGCGAUGGUGAGGAAAGGGGGGUGAGAGAGAGUGCGGAGGUAGGGGAUCUGUAUGCAACAGAGUGGGAAUCGGUGGAGAGCGUGGAAGAGGAGGGAGGCAGGGACGGGGAAGGGGAGGAGGGGAAUGAGGAGGAGGGGAGAGAAGGGGCUGCUGCACGGAAUGAUGCAGCAGCCGCGGCGGUGGCGGUGGGAGUGGGGGAGGAGGGUGUGUGUGGCGAGGAGAGUGGUAUGGACAUGGAGGUUGGAGGGGGAGGAAGGGGGGGUGAGGUGAUGACGGGUGAUGGAGAAUUGGCGAUUGCAGGGAGAGGGGAGAUAGACCGGGCGGAAUGGGAGGAGGAGGGGGCGGGGGAGGGGGAGUGGGAGGCUGGUGAUUUCGAGGGCGGUUACCGCAGAGAGGAGGGAGGGGAAAGAGGGGAAGGAGAGGAGGGAGAGGAGGGAUAUGAUGUGGUGGUUGAGAGGGACGGAGGUGUGACAGUUGGGGGAGAGGGGAAGGAGAAGGGGCGGCGCAGACUGGAGGUGACGGGUACAGGGGAGAGCGAGGGGGAGGGCGAGGAGGACGGUGGAAGUGUGGUGGAGAAAGGGGAUGCAGGAGAGGGGGGGGCAGAGGAGGAGGAGUGGAGAAGAGAUGGGGAUGAGGUUAGUGAGGUCAAGCUGGAGGACAGGGGGGUGCAAGGGGAGGCGGACGGAGUGGAAGGAGGGGCGGAAGGAGGGAUGGAAGGAGGGGUGGAUGGAGCAGGGGAGGAGGGAGGAGCGGAGAUGGAGAUGGAGAUGGAGCCAGAGGUGCUGCUGAUGCGGCAGGAGGGCAUCCGAGGGCCCGCGAGGAAGAGCACAGGCCGGGGCGUGGACGGGGAUGGGGAGGUGGGGGAGCUCGAGGAGGAUGAGGAGGGCGAGGGGGAGUUUGAUGAUGAGUAUGACGAUGAGGAUGAGGAGGAGUACGAAGGGGAGUAUGAGGAGGAUGAGGAGGUGUAUAGUGACGAGGAGGGCGAGUACACGGAUGAGGAAGGGGAGUAUGAGGACGAGUAUGAGGAGGAAUACGAGGGGGAGUACGACGAGGAUGAGUAUGAGGAGGAAGGUGAGUAUGAGGAUGAGGAGUACGACGAGGAAUACGCUGAGGAGGAGCUGGAGGAAGGGGAGGAGCUAGAGGGGGAUGCUGCUGCAGUUGACGGUACAGGAGCACGAGUGGGAGCGGCAGUGACCGCUGGGGGGGCGGGUAGAGGGCGGGUGGGUGGGGCAGUGAGGGCAGGAGGCGGGAGAGGCAGGGGGAGACCACCACUGCCACCGGGGGGGCUGCGACGACCCGUGGCUGGAGGGGUGGAGGGGGAAGAACUAGAGGAGGAGGAGGAGGAGGAGGAGGGGGAGUUUGAUGAUGAGUAUGACGAUGAGGAGGACUGGACCGAGGACGACGAGGACAUGGAAGACUUGGAGGACGAGGAUGCGCUAGAGGAGGAGGAGGGCGACGAGGUGGGUCCCAUGGUGCCGCGGCGCCAGAUGACGGGGCGGCGGGGGCGGUUCAGGGAGCAUGUGGAGGAGGAUGAGUACGAGGAGGACGAGUACGACGACAGAGACCUGGAUUUCCUCGAUGACUAUGAUGAGGACGGGGAGGGGGACGACGGGGGGGGGCACGAGGAGGAGGAGCGCCCCCCCGAGCUCAUGUACGUGCGCUCCCUCUCCACGCUGCGCCGCCCGGAGAUAGCGCAGGUGCAGGGCGGCGGCAUGCCGGCCGCCGCCCGGCAGGUGUACCACGAGUUCGGGCCGAUCGGCGCGGCGAGGGUGCGUGCGCAGCAGUGCCGCGACCACUGGUCGUGGCUCUUCAUGCAGUACUUGGAGACCAUGCUGCCGCGGCUAGCGGUGCAGGAUGAUGACGACAUCAUGAGCCUCACCAGCGCGGGGGACCAUAUGGACGAUGACGACAUGGCUUUCCCCAGCACCGCCAGCAGCACCGCGUUUGGCAGCAGCAGGGGCGCGGCCACCACCGUGGCAGGGGGCACCGGGGGCGCGUGGCCGGAGGGUGGGCCGGGGGUGCGGGUGCUGCGGCCGGUGGGGCGCACAAACCGCAGCUGGUCGGUGGCGGGGGCUCUGCGGGAGUUUGAGUGGGUAAAGCGCAAGUUCCGCGGCGUGGCGGACAGCAGCGAGCGCCUCAACGAGGUGCAUGUGGGGGAGGCGUUCGUGGCAGGGCUGUCGGUGUGGCUCAAAUACUGGGAGCAGUGGGGGGAGAACCGCCCCAAGUGGCAGGGCGAGGAGGAGGACGACGAGGAGGACACAGCAGCACCAGGCGGCGGGGUUGCGGGUGGUGGUGGGGCGAGCAGCAUGGGUGGGACCUCCCCCCUGCGCUUCAAUGAGUCGGCCAACAGCUCGCCCUGGCGGGACUUCCCUGGCAGCUCCUGCAGCUCGCCAUGGCGUGGGGACAGGGACGAGGGGGGUGACGGCAGGGGCAGGUACGCGCACAGCGACCUUGGGGCAGGAGGGGGAGGCGCAGGCGGGAGGCGACCCAGCAGCGUAGCGGCUGGGCUGACAGGCGCGGGAGGGGACGUGCACUCCUACGGGCCCAAGCGGUGGGGCCCUGAGGGCAGCCUCCAGUCGCGCCUCGUCGCUGAGGCGCUGGGAACGGGACAAGCGCUGCCGCCCACGUGCCAGCACGACGACAUUCUGCGUGUGGCUGGGCUGGCGGCGGCGAUCAGCAGCUGGCAGCCGUCGACGGCGUGCAUGUGCCUGCUGCGCCUGCUGGACCGAAUGGCGCAGUUCGAGCUGCUCUCCCUUGGCAUCACCAUCUCGCCCCACCGCGACGCCGCUGCGGUCGCCGCUGCCACUGCCGCCGCCUCGGGGAUCCACGGGUCCGCCCGGGGGGGGAUCACCCCCUCAGUGAGGCACCAUCUGGCGGGCAUUGGCAACGAGGGCAGCAUGCCGUCGUCCCCUGCUGGCUCACGCAGGCGGUCCGAGAGCUUUGCGGCGGGGGGGGCGCCGGAGCAGACAGGACCCAUCCCCACGUCCUUCAGUGGUCUCGGCUCCGCGUUCAGCGCCUCAGCAGCAGCGGCAGUAGCAGCAGUGCAGCCGGCGCAGCAGCAGCAGCAGGGAGGGGCAGCAGCGCAUGAGGCAGCGGCGGCUGCUCCGGCACAGCCGCAGAAGAAGUCAGGGGGCGGCCUCCUUGCGUUCACUGCCAACUUCACCCGCCCGUCCACUCCGUUCUUUGGUAUCGGCUCCUCCUCCGUUGCCGCCCUCCCCGCUCCCCCCCCUCCUGAACCCACUCCCCCACCUGCCCCCCCGUCCAAUGUGAGCUCGCCACCUGUCUCUGAGCUGCCACCAGUGCCGAGUUUCGCAGUGGGACCCAUGGGGAUGGGGAUGGGGAUGGCAGGGGCGGCGCGGGCGCCGGCGAACCUGCCUGCAUGCCGUGCGUUCGUGAUGGCAUGCCUAAGAGCCGUGCUCUCAUCACAGUACGAGAAGUCAGGCGGGGCCGCCGCCGCCAGCAGACGAGCAGCAUCGGCAGCCGCAGCAGCGGCAGCAGCGGGGGGAGGAGGCGGAGCAGGGGUCGGAGCCCUAACAGGUGCAGACGGGGAGCUUCUAUCAGUGAGGUCGGUGGGGCGCAAGCCCUGGUGCCCCAUCCGCCUGUCCAGCCUGGCAGAGGUGGCGUUAGCAGAGGGCAUAGCGCGCGCCAAGCACAGCGACCUAGUGGAGCGCUGCGAGGAGAUCGACCGUCUGUACGACUCGCUGGGGCUGGGCCCAGGCCUCCUCGCCAUGAACCUGGCGGCUGAGAUGCGCGAGCUGCACUACCUCCACCCCGGGGACCUCAUCUCCCUGGCUCUGCACUACGAGCACAUCGGGCUAGAAGAAGCGGCCUUCCACGUGUGCCUGCGCGCUGUGGCGUCAGGGCGUCUCACCACCGACGGGUUCGACCACGUGAUCCGGAUGGUGUUUCUGGGGAGCGGGGCGGAGUCCAUCAAUGCGCGCUUCGCCCGCCUGGCCACGGCUGUGAAGAACGCGCACAUAGCCAACGUGGAAGCCACGGGCGCGGGGGGCGUGCGGCCGUCGUCGUACAUAGCGGAGUUUGCAGACGCGAUGCUGAGGAACGGCGAGCUCAAGCAGCACCACCCGUGGGCGUACGAGGUGACUCUGAAUUUCCUCCGCAUGAACACACGCGGGGGCGGGCUGGGAGGGGGCAUAGGCGCCAUGGCGGCGGGCGCGGGCGAUUGGAGGGAGCGCGAGCUGUGUGCGCUGGUCACACUCAACCGCUGGCUGGGGCUGACCGCCGCAGGGGGCUUGGCGGGGGGGCUGGCAGGGGGAGGGAAGGCGCUGGAGGCGGCGCAGGAUAGGGCGGUGGAGGUGGUGGAGCAGAUGGCGCAGCCCGAGGUGACGGUGGGGUGGCCCGUGUGGCUGAGGAUUGGGAAGACGGUGGAGACGGAGCACAACCUGCCCGUGCUGCUGGAAAGCAUGCAAGUCAAGUCCAUCAUGCACACCUACGAGAGCAUAGAGGAGGACGGGACGUGCCAGGACGCGCAGCAGCUGGACGUGUUUGACUGGGGGCUGCGCGGCAUCCUGGUGAACGUGCCUGACAAGGACCCCGCGGGCGCGCUGCUGGAGGUGAUCUACCCGCUGGAGGAGGAGAAGGCCGACCUCACCCUCGCCAUGGCAGCGCGCCUUGCCGCCACGUCCUCGCCCGCCGACAGCCGCAAGUGGCCCCUCGCCAAUACCACGUCGUUUGUCGCGCAGCUGCUAGUACUCACCGAUGGAUGGGUGUUGGACCAGAGGCAGAUGUCGCGAGCCGUGAAUGUGGCGACGCGGCUGUGGGGAUGGGCCAUGCCCAAGCGCUCGCAGCUCAUGGACCAGUGCGAGACUGCUGACGAGGCACGGGAGGUGAUGGAGCGCAGUGCGGCUUCCAUCUGGCGCUCCGUCGCUGCUUCAGGAGCGCAGCCAGGGGCGUCAUAGGGUGCUUACAAGAGCAACAGCGCUCAGGUUAUCCGCACCAGGCAGAAUCCCGUCGAUGUGUGGUGUAGUGCGGCCGAGCCCGGCAGAGUCUGUAGAAGCAGAAGCCGAUGCUCUGGCUCGAAAUCACGUUAGAGAUGUUAGGUUGUGCUUGUGUGUGCGCCUGCAAAUUCUCCACCCAUGUGUAAGGCUCCGUGCUGUAGGGCUUAUGUAGAUAGCAGAAUCUCGCACAUAAAAAUGCUUUGCAAGGUGUGCUUUGGAAGGUUGUGAACGAUUGUAACAGUGUGCCACAGUUC
Closterium sp. NIES-67 is the source of this 11606-nucleotide messenger RNA. Lineage: Eukaryota; Viridiplantae; Streptophyta; Zygnematophyceae; Desmidiales; Closteriaceae. The record is from the annotation of a GenBank genome assembly.